GUGGUGGCGGGUCGCGCUUGGUUCGUACAUGAUCGCCACAAGGACUCAACUCUAAAGUGCGAAUCGUUCUCUAUGCCUUGUGCACCUGCUAUCUAUCUCAAGCUGCUCUGGUAUAGCUCGCAGCAUUGACGAGACUCGGAGUUACGCAUGCAUGGUAACGGCCUGGAACUGAGUGUCGCCAUACUCCUCCGGGUCGAGAAGAAGUCACAUCGUUUCCAAAAUGAGACAUCGCGACUGUGAAGUGCUAGAUGAACACAAUGUCCACAUCGAGGGUAAUGUCGUAGACUGUUACGUUGCUAGCGAUUCUGGCAAGGUAUUCGAAGUUUUGUGCAACAAUCAUUCCUCCGAGCAUAUAUCCGUAUGGACCGCUGUCGACGGCCAGCAGUUUCCUAGGGCGAUGGCCAUGAAGGCAGGAAAUAUGGACAGGAAAAUGACUUGCGAAGAUGGCAAGAAUGGGACUAGAUCAUUGAUGUUCUCGAACAUCCCUAUCACAGAUGACGAUGAUGCUGCGAGGGAGAUGUCCUGUGGCAGUGAACUUGGUACAAUUCAGGUCAAGAUUGUACGUUCAAUAUUCAAGAAGAAGACGUCAUGGACAGCUCCCACCGUUGCAAAAGCGCAGAAUCUCGAGCCUAUCCAUGAGACUGCUAAGAAAGGCGGUUUGCAUUGCGUCUCUUUCGGAGCGACAAUGCCUGUCAAGAAACCUCGUAAUAAGCUUUUGCGGGUCUCGCGCAUCGACGAUUGGCAAGCACCCUACAUUACUUUCAAUUUCCGCUAUCGACCUCGUGCGAUUCUUCAAGCGCAUGGCAUCAUAGAAUCCCUUCCCCUCGACCAGCCUCGCGUUGACCCAUACGACAAUGCACUCGCAGGAGGUGCCCCAUCGCCAGCCCGCCUGACGCCUUCUCCUCCAGACGUGCCGCAGAAACGGCCGCGUCAAGAUGCUGGUCCAUCCUUUGUGAUUGCGGGUUCUCCCGCAGAAGAUGCUUUGCUUGGCGGCGAUCAGGAGGAUGAAAAGUUGCCUCUGUUCAAGGACGAGGAGGACGAGAGUGCAGACGACGCGGACGCGAUCGAGGCUCAGAUACAGGCUUUACGACAGCGGCUUGAUCGAACCAAAUCGAGGAAGACUCGACGAAGCCAAUCUCGAUUCGUCAAGAGAGAGACGUCUCCCAUUCGGGUAGGCGGGUUCAACGGCGGUGUCAUAGACCUGACGGAUGACUGAGGUUUGCGGUCGUAUGUGCAUGGACUCAGAAGUUUCUUUACCUCAUGGCUGAGUACUUAAUCCGGUCUUAUGGUUUGUUUCAAAGUGUCAGCGUUUCCAGUACAUAUAUCAAGGAAGUAAUGUGAAUCUUGCUCGAUGCA
Fomitopsis serialis is the source of this 1356-nucleotide messenger RNA. RefSeq lists its product as uncharacterized. The transcript is spliced from 9 exons. The record is from RefSeq and is a predicted model, not a curated record. Lineage: Eukaryota; Fungi; Basidiomycota; Agaricomycetes; Polyporales; Fomitopsidaceae. Bases 221 to 1216 code for a protein of 331 amino acids.